Symbiodinium natans is the source of this 2127-nucleotide messenger RNA. Lineage: Eukaryota; Dinophyceae; Suessiales; Symbiodiniaceae. The record is from the annotation of a GenBank genome assembly.
AUGACUUCAGGCGUCGGUGAUGGUGGUGAUGGCUGGCUAAUCCGAAGCCAGCGCGGAGCUGCCAGAGGUCACAUAUGCCUUUACGGUUUGGUCACUGCGCUCUUCAUCGCAUAUCGACAUGCUGUUCCACAGAAAGAGGAUGCGCACCGCCAUCUCGAGUUGAUCUUGUGGCUCCUGGGGGCAACAGAAGGUGGUGAGCAGCUCUUUGACUUCAUGGAGUCGACUUCCUGGCCGGUUCGGAGUAUUGACGUGGAGUUGAACCUGGACAUUGCCAAAUCAAAGCAAGCUCCUCGCUUCGUGCGAUUCUCGCAGAUGCGCCUGCUGAGCACAGGCAGACCUCCCAAGGCAUUGCCUGAACAAGAUCUUCAAUCGUCCCUUUGUUCGCUGGUGCUCCCUGACCUGGCUGUUUUUGGGAUUCACGGCGCCACUUCCUUGGAGCCGGCUUCUGCCAUCUACGCUGCCCAGAAGGCCAUGAAGAGUGACUUGGGGUGCGUGUCCACUCCACCAAAGGUGAGAUUUUAUGGGCACCCAUGCCCAAGCUAUGCCAAGACGGAGUAUCUGUGCGAGUGGGCCAAAGUCCUUCCAGACUUCGCCGAGGUCACGCCGAAGAUGGAUCCGAUUGCAGAGCUGCUGGCAACACUGGUCGAUUUCGCUGAUCAGCAUGUGGAACAGGCAUGGAGUUUGCAUGACAGCUUGGCCCUCCUUUUCCAGUUUGUGGAGGCUGAUGCCGUCGUCCGCCAGUCCUUUUGGGUUUGCAGUGGUCCGGCAGUCCUCUGCGCCAUGUUGCACAUCAUUGAGCCGGCCCGGCAGAUGCUAGUUUGGCAUUGUCGCCAUCUCCUUGAUGGAAUGCGGGCCCAGACAAACGGUACUUCCACUGCGCUCCUUGGGCUCUUGCGGACCAUGGCCUUUUCAAGGCCACGAUGCUACUUUGUGUCCUGCGAAGCCUUUGCUGCCAAGCAGGCAGCUUGGCAGCUCGCCAUGCCUGAACCGCAGGUCCAGAAACGCUUGGCGCUGUAUGUCGAGCCAUACAAGUGGCAUGGGCUGAAUGCAAGGUCGACGGAUGUGUUCGUAAUGCGCUCGAUGUUGUGGUCACGCGUCCCUGGAAUGUACUUUCGGGCGGUGCUGCAGGCCUUCCUUCGAGAGAAUGCCCACGUUGUCCCGCUGAACUUUCGCUUUGCAAACGAAGUGGGGUUUGUUCCUUAUUCUGACAUUGCUCUUCACCGCUGUGCCAUUCUUGUCCCAAACGACUUGACGAUGGCUGCCUUUGCAGAGGCAUUCACGAUGGGUCUGCCUUUGUUUCUCCCAGCGGAUGAAUGGCUCUACAGGUUGCAGAAAUCUGUGCCUUACGGCUUUAUGGUCCACGGCGCUGCUCUAUUUGGCACUCAACUUGGGCACCUUCACGGCAGCCCGUUGCCACCUGUAUGGUGUGAAAAAGCUCAGUCCUUGAUAGCCGUCAUGAGCUGGUUGAGGUUGUCUGACUUCUCUACUUGGCCUUCCACACUCCGAUUCCGCUCCAUACCAGAUCUUCUUGAAGGUUUGGUCUCGGCAGACUUCAGAUCGGUCAGCCAGGAGAUGCUUCGCUGGUCCUCCGCCAACAAGGACGAGGGCUUGCGCCGGUGGUCCGCCCUACUGGCAGGCAUGCAGGGCGGCACCUGGUCUGACUCCGAGCCGAGGUCAGAAGAGAUCGCCGUGAAGGAUGUGAGCAGGGAAGAUGUGCUUUAUGCUGCGCUGGCCUGUGAGCACGAAACAUUCGACAAAUUCGGAUGGCCCGCCUUCCGAGCUGCUCUCGAGACAGAUGCAGUUUCAGGUUCCACGACCGGAGAGACUGCUGCCUUCAGUGAGAUUGCCAUCUCUACCCUGCAAAAGGCUUUCGAGGCUGACAGGAACGCGAGGAGUUCCAGUGUUCUUGACGCGAUCACCCAGCCAUUGAAGCACUUCCUGACCAACCUAACUCUGCAUGGCAAGGCCGACAUUCGAGGCUUGGACGGUUAUUGCCACUUGGGUCUGGCUUGCGCGCUGCUGUUGCAGGCGAGCCAAGAGCUGCGGCACGACAAUGUGGCCACCAAGGUCACUUGGCUGGUGGGCUUGGCCAAUCAGUUGCUGGCACCGCUGAUGGAGGAUGCUUGA